AUGUCGAUUUACAUCCGUCGCGAGUCUUCCAAGCUAUGGAAAAGAUUUUGUGCAGAAGUUUCAACAGAAAUCAACCUUCUUGCUGAGAAUUGGAUAUAUAUUCUUUCUGGUUUAAUUUUUCAGUACAUUCAUGGUUUGGCUGCUAGAGGUGUGCAUUAUCUGCACCGUCCUGGGCCGGUACUUCAAGAUGUCGGCUUUUACCUUCUCCCAGAACUUGGACAAGAUAGAGCUUACAUCAGUGAAACUGUAUUUACAUUCAUUUUUGUAUCUUUUGUCCUGUGGACUUUCCAUCCUUUCAUAUUCAAGAGCAAAAAGAUCUACACAGUUUUAGUGUGGUGCAGGGUCCUGGCAUUUCUCGUCGCUUGUCAAUUUCUUCGAAUCCUCACUUUUUAUUCCACUCAGCUUCCCGGUCCAAACUAUCAUUGUCGCGAGGGUUCAAAGCUUGCCCGGCUUCCCCCUCCUAAAAAUGCUUAUGAAGUUUUAUUAAUUAACUUUCCUCGAGGAGUGCUUUACGGCUGUGGGGAUUUGAUAUUUUCGUCUCACAUGAUCUUCUCUCUUGUCUUUGUGCGGACAUAUCAUAAAUAUGGCACGCGGAGGUUUGUAAAACAACUUGCGUGGCUAACAGUUGUUAUUCAGAGUUUGUUGAUAGUGGCUUCCCGCAAACAUUAUUCUGUUGAUGUUGUUGUGGCAUGGUAUACUGUUAAUUUAGUGGUUUUCUUUCUUGACAAAAAGUUACCAGAAUUGCCUGAUCGUAGUGGAGCAACUUUGUUGUUACCAAUAAACAAGGAUGUGAGCAAGCCUAAAGAGGAGAACCUUAAGCUUCUUAAUGGGAACUCGGAUCCUGCUGACUGGAGACCUAGGAUCCAAGUCAAUGGUAAGAUAACAGAGGAUGGUACCACGGUGCAUGUUGAAGCCGUGAUGAAUGGUGUAUAG
This is a messenger RNA of Oldenlandia corymbosa var. corymbosa, 933 nucleotides long. The record is from the annotation of a GenBank genome assembly. NCBI's taxonomy places the organism in Eukaryota, Viridiplantae, Streptophyta, Magnoliopsida, Gentianales, Rubiaceae.